UACAAAUAUAUUUUGAAGGUUGUGUUAUAUAGCUAAUGUGUUAAAGUAACCGGACGUUGACGAUGGACUCCACUGUACUGCUUCUAUUGACAAUGUUCGCUGUUUUAGGUAAAGUUGUUGGAGACAGAAGACUGACAUUUGUAACGGUGCUCUACCGCCAUGGUGACCGAUCCCCAGUCAAAGCCUACCCCACUGAUCGCUACCAGGAGAGCUCUUGGCCACAGGGCUUUGGACAGCUCUCGCAGGAAGGAAUGAGGCAGCACUUUGAGCUGGGACAGGUGCUGCGGAAACGCUAUCAGGGUUUUCUAAAUGACACCUAUGACCGACAUGAGAUUUCUGUGAGGAGCACAGACUAUGACCGGACCUUGAUGAGUGCAGAGGCCAACCUGGCAGGAUUGUACCCUCCCAAUGGGUCACAGGUCUUCAACCCAUCACUGGAGUGGCAGCCUAUUCCUGUUCACACUGUACCCCUGGAUGAGGAGAGGCUUUUGUCAUUUCCCAUUCCGGAUUGCCCUCGUUAUAAAAUCCUCAUGAUUGAGACUGAACGCACAGAAAAGUACCUCAACAUGACAUUACUAUACAAAGAUCUAAUAGCGAUGGUACGGGAGAAAACUGGUCUGAAGAACACCACCAUUGAGACUGUUUGGAGUGUCCAUGACACCCUGUUCUGUGAGGCAAGGCACAACAUGACCGCUCCUGACUGGGUGACCCCUGAGAUCAUGGAUGAUCUGAGGAAGCUCAAAGACUUUGGCUUUGAAAUCCUGUUUGAGGUCUACAAGCAUCAGGAGAAAAGCCGUCUCCAAGGAGGUGUCCUCUUGGGUAGCAUUGUAAAUAACAUCUCGGAGUCUGCACUUCCUGACUCCAAUCGCCGUCUGAAGAUGAUGAUGCUCUCUGCGCAUGACACCACCAUUGUGGCUCUGCAGUCAAGUUUGAGUAUCUUCAAUGGAAAGCAGCCGCCCUAUGCCUCCUGCCACAUAUUUGAACUCUAUCAAGAAGACAACGGAUCAUUCACAGUGGCCAUGUUUUAUCGCAAUGACACCACAAGAGCGCCUUACCAACUGGCUAUACCUAGCUGUGACCUCUUCUGCCCCCUGGAGGACUUUGUGCGCCUCACCAAACCAUCCAUCCCAGAGGAUUGGGACAAGGAGUGCAUGGUUGAGUCUCCUACAAAGGAUACAGAGGUGGUCAUCGGACUAGCAGUUUGUGGCUGUUUGCUCUUCCUCCUUAUCGUCCUCCUGCUCGCUGUGCUUUGUCGGCAACGUGAUCCCUCCGACGGCUACAGUCACAUUCACAAUGAGAUUGAAUCUUGACAAAAGUACAAACUCCACCGUAGGCAGGAUUCAUGGGAGAGUGAAGAUGUUGUUUGAAUGCCUCCCAGCUCUGCCCUCUGGUGGGGGAUGCAGGAAAAGGGAACACUGGACUCCUUUUUAGUGCAACUUUUAUUUUUUUUAUUUUUUUACUUUUUACAUGUAAAAAAUGUUUUCCUUCAAAGGGGUCUGUGACCUUUCACCAAAAAUGCACAGAAACGUACUGGGAAGGACAAAGGUUAUCUAGUCUUCUAGUCAACUGUUGUCAUGGUAAGUAUUCCUAAGUUUGUGAAUGAAGUUGGUUACUGCAUUUGGACAAAAAUGGCUUUUUUAAUGUUUUCAAAUACUACUUGUACUCAUGGGUCCAAGUCACCUGACCAGCGUUCUUACAAAAUGUGGACCACUGGAUGCUUCAUGCUUGUUUGAUUCUCCACUUGGAGAAUAAUGAUCAUUGUGACACUGAACCCGAGGACUGCUUGUGCUUCAUUCUUUCCAAGGAACAGAUUUUGGCCGACUGUACUGCGCAUUCUUCUACCAAGUCAUUUGAUAAAGAAUACUAUUCAUUUCCUCUGGUGGUGAUUGUCAUGGUACUUGGAGAAGCCUUAACAUCAUGGUAGUCUUGGUAAAGGCUUUGCUCUAUAUGUCAGAGGCAUGUACUACUAACAAGACUGUCAUGCUUUGUGCCAAGGGCUGUUAGAUUAAAUUUAAGGCAUAGUAAUUCAUUUAUUUGCUGAAAAAGCUACAUGUAUCUAACAGUGUGACUGCCCUCUUUCUGCUCUUCCUUUAGACUUUUUUUUUUUUAAGGAACGUUAAGUUUUUUUUUUCUUUCCCCCAAAGUAAAAAAAAAAUAAAAUAAAAAUAUUACAUUAUAAAUACAGUAUGAUACCUUUAAAUUAACGAGUGCAGUGUCCCCCACUGAGUUCCCAUCAAACAAGUCACUCCGACCAAGGUAAAGACAGCUUCAGGUUGGAUAUUCAACGGAUAUCCGCCUGUAGUUUUCCUUGCAACCGCAGUUAGGAACGGUCAACCGUGACAAAUCACAUUUCUUAAAUUUCAAUAGCUCUUUAACCGUUACUCCUAAAACAUUCAAACCUGGUUCUAGCUAACCUGAUGGCAUAGACACACAUUGCGCACUUUGUGUGUCAAUUUACAUCUCGCACUAUUUUAAAUUAUCUAUAAAAAAAAUAAAAAAAAUGUUUUUUUCAAAAGCUCCUUGGUUAUGUGACCUGACUUCAAACAAGGUUCAGAAUGUACACUCAGCGGGCCUACACAUUGCACACCCUUUAGUUAGUCCAUUUUAAUCUCACAAGAUUGUACAUGAAUUUUGUAAAUGUUCUAAUUUCAUUAGCUCCUUGGUCAUGUGACCUGACUUCAAUCAAGGUUCAGAAUGUCCAAUGAUGAAUGUCCAUUUACAUCUCAUACGAUUUUACAUUUCAUUUUUCAAACUUUAUAAUUUCAAUUUCUCUUUGGUAAUGUGACAGACUGACCUCAAACUACUUUCAGAAUGUCCACGGACUGGUGGAGACGGGCGCCACGAGGUGCGGUAAUGCGGCCGCUCCCGGAGAAGCUGGCGGGAGCCCUGGAAUGGGUUUGCCACGAGGGAGGGGCCCAAGCCCUGGAAAGCGUUGCUGUUUCGGCGGAGUUCGGUGAGCUCUCCCUGGCUCUUGAAAGUCCGGGGGAGAGGGUGUAAAUCUCACGCCGGGCAAUAUUACUUUACUAUAUCCGCAGCAGGUCUCCAAGGUGAACAGCCUCUGGCAUGUUAUAACAAUGUAGGUAAGGGAAGUUGGCAGAAAAGAUCCGUAACUUCGGGAUAAGGAUUUGCUUAGAGGAGGAGACGAGCCCCAAUGGCCCUGCAGUGAUAGGGCAUUGCAUGGAUCUGGCUCAUGCCCUACGAAGUGGGGAGAGGUAUCUCCAGCUUGUCUGGAGAGGGAGGCCUACGUCUGUGGGUAGUACCAUCCAUGCCCAGGGAUUUGUAUGUAGCAGAGCAGCUCAAUCGCUGCAGUCUAUUGAAAGUCAGCCCUCGAUCCUCAAGCACUCAGGCCAUGGAUGUUGGUGUGGGGACCGCAGAAAAAGCGGGCGGAUCACCCGGAGCCUGUUUUUGAAUUGCCAUGUGCACAGAGCCUGUUUCAACAGCGGGACUGUAGACGUUUUAGUAAUUCCAGGGAGUAAGCCAAGGGAAAGGGGUGUUGACCGGGUAGGUGUGGAGGUCUGUAGUUCCAGGGAGUAAGCUAUACACACUCAGGCCCAGGGAGAGGGCGGGCAGAGUAUAGGCCUAGGGCCCAGGAAUCAGAGGUCACCAGGUCAAUAGGGGGCCUGCCUGGAGGUCAGGAAGGCCCAAGUGAAUAAGUGUGUGUGACACUGUCCUUCAGGGGUGCAGAGCAGGCAACUUAAUGUAAAAUCGUUUGAGAUGAAAAUGGACAAACUGAAGGGUGUGCAAUGUUUAGGCCCACUGAGUGUACAUUCUGAACCUUGUUUGAAGUCAGGUCACAUAACCAAGGAGCUAUUGCAAUUUAAAUGUAAAAAAAGUUUGUACAUUGUUUACGCUCCCUAACUAAUUCAACUAGGAAUACAAAAUGCUGCUCACAUGUUUAUUAGCUUUGCAAAGUGAAUUAAUGUCCAAAUUGUGAAAAUAAGACCUGUGCUGUAACACAAUUUAACCAUGAGUAAAAGUCCAAUGUUGGUAGUGACUGCCCAUUACUGCUUUACAUUUAUUAACCAUUAUUCAUAUUACUUUACUAUAAUUUUAAUAGCUCCGCACUACCUGUAAUUUAAUUUGCAUGUGUUCAUCCCAAUGUGUUUUCAUGGGCAAUGAGUAAUUUAUAAUAGUGCCUAUUGUUUAACCAGACAUCUGAUUCAAUUUGUCCAACUGGUUUUUGUAGACAUCAUGGCCCCAAUAAUCAUGUCUCCAUUUUAUCACAUCGCUACGUGACGGACUGGAGAGUAAUUCUUAUCUGUAAUAUUUUGUGUUAAAUCAUGAACAAUUGGUUUCACCGUAGUGCUUGAAUUAUGCUGUUAAACAUAAAAUCAUUCAUGCCCUGAUAUGCUGGAAGUUAGUUGUAAGAAUUGUUUGGCACUGGGAAUUCGCAAUACUUUGAUUUGAGUCACUGUUUGCAUGUGGAUUGCUUAUUAAACUGCAUUUUGAGUGUCUUGUCAAAAAUGUUUUUAUUGCACCUUUUAAAUAAAUUGUUCUGUAAUAACA
Messenger RNA from Oncorhynchus masou masou (cherry salmon), 4506 nucleotides. Its product is annotated as lysosomal acid phosphatase-like. Gene Ontology annotation, biological process: dephosphorylation; lysosome organization. Gene Ontology annotation, molecular function: acid phosphatase activity. The coding region runs from base 63 to 1310 and encodes 415 amino acids. The transcript has 11 exons. The record is from RefSeq and is a predicted model, not a curated record. Lineage: Eukaryota; Metazoa; Chordata; Actinopteri; Salmoniformes; Salmonidae. Gene Ontology annotation, cellular component: lysosome.